Corticium candelabrum is the source of this 669-nucleotide messenger RNA. Its product is annotated as 2Fe-2S ferredoxin-like. Bases 8 to 571 code for a protein of 187 amino acids. NCBI's taxonomy places the organism in Eukaryota, Metazoa, Porifera, Homoscleromorpha, Homosclerophorida, Plakinidae. The transcript has 4 exons. Gene Ontology annotation, molecular function: 2 iron, 2 sulfur cluster binding. The record is from RefSeq and is a predicted model, not a curated record. Gene Ontology annotation, biological process: P450-containing electron transport chain.
CUGUUGGAUGGCGAACUUUGGACUUUGGACUUUUUGCGCGCGUAGGUUUAGUACUUAUUACAGAAUGCAAAAGUUCGGGACACUAAGUAACAGAUACAGCGUAAUGGCUCGAGUGUUUCGCAGCGGUUUGAGAGCAUGGCAAUGGUUGCCUUCUGUUAGAAAUUUUCUGUCGCUUCGGUUCAGAACUGCGUCUUUGUCCACGUCUCCAAUGUUGAAAUUGGCGUCGAAAUCAGAGAGGGUGGAUAUCAUGUUCAUUGACAGAGAUGGUGAUGAAAUCAAAGUGAAAGGACCUCUUGGAGAGAAUUUACUCGACGUAGCACAUGAAAACGGCAUUGAAUUAGAAGGAGCAUGUGAAGGAGUAAUUGCUUGUUCUACGUGUCAUCUCGUCGUACAUCCAGACUUCUAUGACAAGAUUGACGAGGGACCAACAGAGGAAGAACUUGACAUGCUAGACCUAGCAUAUGGCCUGACUGACACGUCUCGACUUGGAUGUCAGGUGAUGGUUACGAAGGAACUAGACAAACUGGUUGUAACAGUUCCCUCUGUGCACAGAGAUGCUAGAAAAGAGUAGACAUUAACAGAAUACUAAUACUAUACAGUAUUAUACUACGAGUGUGUUCAAUUAUUUUAAAUUUAUAUUAAUAAAUAAAUUUUCUAUUUUCCUCGGAA